Messenger RNA from Fusarium fujikuroi IMI 58289, 1260 nucleotides. RefSeq names its product related to tetracycline resistance protein from transposon Tn4351/Tn4400. Lineage: Eukaryota; Fungi; Ascomycota; Sordariomycetes; Hypocreales; Nectriaceae. The transcript has 2 exons. The record is from RefSeq and is a predicted model, not a curated record. Gene Ontology annotation, molecular function: FAD binding. Bases 1 to 1260 code for a protein of 419 amino acids.
AUGGGAGUCUCAGCUGUCCCACCAAUCGCGAUUAUCGGCGGUGGUCCAUGCGGCCUUAUGUUAGCACGUCUUCUCCAAACCGCAAGCAUCAAUUAUGUCGUUUUUGAACGCGACGCAUCUCCAACAUCAGCCCUCAGAAGCCAAGGCGGCACGCUAGACAUACACAAUGAAUCAGGCCAGGAAGCGCUUCGUCGCGCAGGCCUCCACGAGAAGUUCAAGUCGUUGGCUCGAUACGAUGCGACAACCAUGACCUUGAUGGACUUUCAAGGGAAGUUCCGGGCCUCAUUCGGAGACGAUGAUGGUGACGAUAGACCAGAGAUUGAUCGUCAACAGCUGCGACAGUUGUUACUCGGUUCUUUGCCGACAGAUCGUAUUCGCUGGGGAAAGAUAUUGGAUGUAAUUGAUAAGAAAGAAAAUGGACCAACGCGUGAUUUAACUCUCAAGUUUCGCGAUGGAUCGACAGAGAGUGGCUUUCGACUCGUUGUCGGAGCAGACGGUGCUUGGAGCAAAGUACGCUCUCUCGUCACUGAUGCCAGGCCCACCUACUCUGGUAAAUCAUUUAUUGAAGGCCGAAUAUCACCAGGCAACUCAGAGUACAAACUCGCGCAACAAAUAGCAGGCAAAGGAACAGCCAUGGCGAUGAGUGCCAAAUCCACCCUCGCAGUGCAACAACUAUCUGACGCAUCUUACCGGAUGUAUAUGGGCGUAGUGGCGCCCGAAUCCUUGACGCGCCCCGGUGGUGAUGCUGACCCAAACGAUAUGGCGAAAGCGCGAAGAACAAUGCUUGGACCUGGAGGCUUUUACGAGACUUGGACACAGGACUUGAGACGUUUGAUCGAGGCUUCUGAGGGGCCGUGGCGACCCUGGCCACUUUAUCGUCUCGACAAGACCCUCUUCUCUUUGAGUGAUGGAGAUGUGUAUGAUGGCCGACCUAGAUGGAAACGUGUUCCCGGCGUUGUUCUCCUCGGCGACGCUGCGCAUCUCGCUACUCCAAAUGGUGAAGGCGUGAACCAAGCCAUGUAUGACGCGCUCGUACUCUUCGACCAAAUUAUUGCGGAAACUGGGGCUCCUGGGGAUAGCUACGAUCAGAAAGCUGAUGCAGAAGCUCUAGAGCGGGCAAUUGUUGCUUACGAGAAGGAGAUGCGACCUAGAGCUUACGAACAUAUACAGAGCAGUAUCGACAUGGAAGACAUGAUGUAUGCUAAUGAUGGGGCUCAGCGUAUGAUAGAAGCUUUUAAGUGUGCUCACGGCGAGAGUUAG